CCAGCGCGUAGAGCUCGUAAGAGCUCACAAUGUAAUGCGUUAUGGCUCGAUCAUCGAUCAUUUUUCGUCAAGUUUUCUCAGCAAAGCUGGAUUCAUCGACAGCUUGGUAUGCUCUAACUACUGAGAACUGUAUUGGCUCUCCAAGAAAGGCAUCCUUAUCGAGUUUCUUUCGAGUAUUUCCCAAUGAAAUAUCGAAAAUUAAGCUCUGUGAUCUGGUCACUCGUGAUGGAAGCACGGUACAAUCUUGCUGGUUCUUCCAUGAGAAUGCCAACAAAGUCAGAGUCGACGAAGUUUACGUCGCUACUGCAUUUGGCAUUAUCGGAAAUCUUUUUAAUCGAAGGCAGAUAACCGAAGUAAAUACGAUCCUCCAUCCAAAAAUCCAGGCAGCGAUACGAUCUAUCGAUCUUGAGGACUCGAUUCUCCCGCCAGAAGUUGUCCCGCCAAAAGUUAUCCCGCCAAACGUUAUCCCGCCAAAAGUUAUCCCUCCAAGUUCAAAAUAUACCUCGUCUAGCCUGUCAUAUGCAGAACAGCACAGUCUUCCCUUUUUCAAUGAAUCUUUCGAAGAGGUAGAAAACUCAGAGGUGACAGGACGUGUGAAACGAAGGAAAACUCGAGCAAAGUCAAACUUCAUUAUGAAGAAGGUUUCUGAUCUCUGCUCGAGUCAGAAGGAAUCCCUGGCGUCAGUGCUGGCUAGAUGCUGCACUGACGAUCCCCAGUCAAGGCCGUCCUUUGCAAGAGAAACCAUUUGCCAGGUAAUGGACGAGGUUGCUGAGAAAAAGGGAGUAAAAAGAGCAUUCGAAGAGCUCAUCUCGGACGACCUCUGGGACCAGCGAGUUGCCGAGAUGAGAAUGCCAGAUUGGCAGUUAUUGUUUUUAAAAGUCCAGGCGAAAAUUUCAGAUGCAAACUGGCAAUCUAUAAUCAAUUUUACGAAAUUGGGAAGGAAAGGAAGCUCCAAUAUAUGCAUUCUUCCGAUCAAGAAUCAUAUGAAGGCCUUACGUUCUUCGAUAUUUGGUGUCGCUAAACAGAUAAUGUUAAUUCGAGAAGUACCAGAUUCUCUUCCUGGGUAUCAAGUCAGCCUUGAACAGGCUAUUGUGUGGAGUGCUAGGGAGCAGAGACUCCAUGGUACCCAAAGUGAAGUUCUGGAAUUCCACCUGAAAUUAGAUGGACGUCCACUUUUUGGUAAAGAUCAAGUAAGUGUUGGCAUUGUACCUGGCAACCAUCCUUACCUUUCUUCUCAAAGUGCCCUGACAGUCCGCCCAUUAGCCAUAGCCAAUAUUGAAGAAAGCAGGAAAGAAAUUAAAGUCCUGGUAAGAGACAUUAACAGGCAAAAAGAUGUGAUCAAGAGAAAUGGCAUUGUUGUUGAUGGGAAACUUUUGCAAGUUAAAUUUAAAGGUAAAUUUUUUGUUAAUYAUUAUUAUUCGUGCUUUUGAUAUAAAUUUAUUUCG
This is a messenger RNA of Actinia tenebrosa (Australian red waratah sea anemone), 1445 nucleotides long. RefSeq lists its product as uncharacterized. The record is from RefSeq and is a predicted model, not a curated record. Lineage: Eukaryota; Metazoa; Cnidaria; Anthozoa; Actiniaria; Actiniidae.